Messenger RNA from Encephalitozoon romaleae SJ-2008, 840 nucleotides. RefSeq names its product DNA primase small subunit. The record is from RefSeq and is a predicted model, not a curated record. Lineage: Eukaryota; Fungi; Microsporidia; Unikaryonidae. Gene Ontology annotation, biological process: DNA replication, synthesis of primer. Bases 1 to 840 code for a protein of 279 amino acids. The transcript has a single exon.
AUGGGACUUGACCAGCAGCUGGCUCGGACAUACUACAGAACCCUGUUUCCCAUAGACCUCAUGUUCAAAUGCCUCCGAAUAGAUGAGAACCGUGAGGUCUCUUUCGGAUUGGCAUCUGGCGGAUACAUCCGGUUUCUGACAUUCAGGACGGCUGAUGAAUUCAGAAAGAAGUUGUUGGGGAUUGUUCCUGAGAGAAUUGAUGUUGGAGCCAUCUACAGAGAUAGGCCUACAAAGCAUAAUGCUCCAAAGAUUGUUGGAAAGGAAUUAGUUUUUGAUGUUGACCUAACCGACUACCCCAGGGAAUGCUGCUCGAAAAAGCUUAUAUGCAACAAAUGUCUGGUGCUGAUAAAGGUAGCUGUGAAGAUCCUUGAUUAUUCAUUGAAACAAGAGCUUGGGUUCAAGAAUGUAGGAUUUGUGUUUUCGGGAAGACGGGGAGUACACUGCUGGGUGUUUGAUGAUACAGCUCUUGAGUUGAGUGAUAUUGAAAGAGGAGAGAUAGUGAGAUAUUAUGAUUGUGUGGCUAAAAGAAAGAUGUAUUCUGAGGAAUACAGUAAGAUAUUGAGGGAGUAUUCUCCUUUUUUCGAAAGUGAGGGACUGGAAGAGUCUGUACUGUUUGAAAGAAUGUACAUAAGAAUUGAUAAGGAAGUGACUCAGAAGAGUAAGCACCUUAUAAAGAUGCCGUUUUCUGUACAUCCAAGCACAGAGAUCAUCUCUGUUCCCAUUGAUCCUUCAGACUUGGACUCCGUAAAGUUAGAGGAUUUUCCAAGGUUAAAGGAUGUUCUAGAAUCACCGGAACGGCUUGAUCCAUACCUUGAUGUUGCGAGAAGUUGGAGAAAUUAG